AUGGCAACCUCCGACCUGGACGGGUUCCUGCAGCCCCUGGCCAUCGACGACGAGACGGUGCUUGAGCUCUCGCGCGAGCUGGCCUCAACGUUUCGCAAACUGUCCGCCGAGUCUCUGGACCAGUUCUUGCCGACUCCCAUCUCCGAGGCCGGCAAGUCUGGCUCCGCCCCCGUUCCCGGCGGUACGAACCUGCGAGUCGGCUUCGUUGAACUGCUAGGCGGUGACGAGCCUGGCCCGCGCGAGCUAAACCGCCUCCUAGAGCAGUCCUGGCCCAUCCAGGAGCACCUGAAGCACCAGAAUUCCGAGAGCCUGUUCUCGUGGAUCGGCGCCCGCGUUGCCGAUGUGGUGCACCGGGGGGCUGCAGCUUUUGGCCUGUCCGCCGCCGACGAGCUUCCCAUGGGCGUCGCCUUCAGCUUCCCAAUGCGGCAGAAAUCGCUUGCUGAAGCCAUCCUCAUGCCCAUGGGAAAAGGCUUUGCCGUCACGUCCAAUCUAGACCUCGGCGGCCACCUCGUUGCGGGCUACGAGAAACACAGGGCCGCCGGUCUGCCGCGCAUCAGGGUCGCAGCCAUCGCCAAUGACGCCGUGGCUACCCUCGUCUCGUUCGUCCACCGGUUCCCUGCAAAGUCCCACCAAAAGGCCGCAAUGAGCUUGAUCGUUGGGACCGGCUGCAACGCCACGCUGCCGCUGAAGCUCAGCACCCUGCACGAGAGUAAGAGGCCCGCCGCUAUCAGCGUCCUGCCGGGCCAGGAAGCCCCGGAUGUCAAGAUUGCCGUCAACACGGAGUGGAGCAUCAAAGGGUCCGCGCCGCCGCUGCGAAAACUCGGUCUGAUCUGCAGGUGGGACGCCGAGUUAGACCAGGCCGGGGAGCUGCCCGGCUUCCAGCCGCUCGAGUACAUGACUGCCGGACGCUAUUUGGGCGAGCUGGCACGCCUCAUCUUCGUCGACUACUAUGGGACGAUCCUCGGCCGCCGCGUUAGCAAUCUUCCCAGGAGACUUCUCCAGAGAUUCGGUCUUACGACAACGUUCAUCAGCCAUCUUUACCCGGACAGUCCCAAGGGGCCCAUGCUGUCCCAGGUAGAGCAAGAGUUUCCACCCCAGGACGCCUCAUUCCGAUGGACAUCGGAGCUGGCGGACGCGCUCUACCGCAUCGCGAAGGCCAUCGAGCUGCGCGCAGCCGGCAUUGUCGCUGCGUCGACUGUCGGCCUCCUGCAGUGCGCCGAGGAGAUAGCAGACGCGCCGAGUUCAGGCAUCACAGAGCUUGCUGUCGGUUACACUGGUGGCUGUAUCCAGCAUUUCCAGAACUAUCUGGAGGACACCCAGAGGUUCAUCGACCGUAUCUUAGACAUCGAAUUCGCUGGCCGUGCCCACGCCCGCGUCCUCCUUACGCCAUGUCACGACGGCGGCAUCACCGGAGCGGGAAUCCUCGUACCAGGCGCUCUCGCGAGCCACAGCACAUAG
Molecule: messenger RNA, 1458 nt
Organism: Thermothielavioides terrestris NRRL 8126
Lineage: Eukaryota; Fungi; Ascomycota; Sordariomycetes; Sordariales; Chaetomiaceae
Exons: 3
Coding region: 1-1458 (485 amino acids)
Biological process (GO): glycolytic process; intracellular glucose homeostasis; glucose 6-phosphate metabolic process
Cellular component (GO): mitochondrion; cytosol
Molecular function (GO): D-glucose binding; ATP binding; fructokinase activity
Source: RefSeq, a predicted model, not a curated record